UGUACAUUAUUCAAUCAUAUCCGUUUCAUAUUCAUGAAAUAUAUCAUUUUUUUAUAAUUAUUAAGAAUAUCUUUAUUAUGGGUUUAUCUUACUUUCUUUAUAUUAUUUGUACACAUGAUAAGCUCGGACUAGAUUUUAAGAUUAUAUUUCGAGGAAUACGCUGCUGUCAAUUAGCAUUGAUAAAUUACUCUUGACGUAAUAAUUCUUUUGAUUAUCCCGAUGGUAAUACCAAUUGCGUCAAUUGGUAAAAUAUCAGAUGAACAGCAAUUGCCUGUAGCAUGUACUCCAAUAUAUAAUUUAGUAAUAUUUAAUCAUAACAUGUAUUAGUAAAAUAAUUCAUAGGUAGAGGAAGAAAUUUUCUCUUUUUCAUAUAAGAAAACUAAAUCGAUUGUAAUUAUAUCAUGAAAACUUCAACAUUAAAUACGUGUAUACUUUGUUAAAGGAACACGUACAAUUGUACGCAGACCCUAUAUAGUGGGUCGAAAUACCAUGUCGAGUCCAAUUAGGUAUCGGAUCAUGAAAGAUUAAAACAUCGUUAAUCAUGUCAGCCAUCAACAUCUGCCAUACGAAUGUUGCGAAGCGUAUUAUUUAUCGCUGUUUUGAGGAAACGUGCAGGGGACGAUAAAAACUAGGAACUCGUUAAAUAUUCGCUAAAUAUUUGUUUUUGCUCGCAAUGCCAUUAGCGUACAUGUAAAACCGAUUGGGGGGAGCCGGUCAAGGUAUUCCAAGGUAUUUGUAUAUAACGAUCGAUAAUCGGUACAUCCGCGUGAUGGACUUUUGUACGCGUAUCUUUAUCUAAUUUCGUUCCACUCGACAACCGAGGAAGAUAAAAGCCCUGCGGGUAAAGUUAGCGGAAAGGAGUGAGGGAGUCUAAUCGACGGAAUUUGUCAUAAAUGCCGUUAUCGUGGUAAAACCAGCAGUUUACCUUAUUUCGUUCGGGUGAUCGCAUCGUUAAUAGCCGGCUUUGACAAGUCGCGGGAGCGUUUCGUCGACUCUGCGCGGAAUUUACGAGGAUGAGCAACAGUAUCGCGGUGACGAUAGUUGUCAUUCUUGCGCUUGCACCAUCUGAUAAUGCUGCUAAUCUAGGAUUUACGCGACUCCUCAACGUGAGUGGUGCCGUGUAUCCUCUAGUAGAUGGAAACUCGUUCGUAGCUUCGGUUUCCGGAAAAUUGCCAAAGAACAUCUCGCAGCUGGCCGAUCCCGACGUAGCUAGCAUUAUCUAUGAGACAUUGGAGAAUGGCACUACGGAGGUCACGACCUCCGCAUUGGAGGAUGACAGUAAGAGCGCACCGAAAAACUGCUCGCCACGCUCGAUCGAGGAGUUUCCGGAGGUGUUCACGUUCGAGGAGCGUCGUCAUGGCGCAGUGGUACUUCACGCCUUCUUCGGGCUGUAUUGCUUCAUCCUGACGGCAUUCGUCUGCAACGAUUAUCUGCUGCCGGCGCUCGACAUUAUUUGCGCACGUCUGAAGAUCAGCAGUGACGUGGCCGGGGCGACUUUCCUCGCCACCGCGAGCUGCUUCCCCGAGCUGUUCGUGAACGUCGUCGGGACCUUCCUGACCGAGUCCGACCUUGGUGUUGGUACCGUGAUGGGUGGAGCGGUCUUUAACACGUUCGCAACCCCUGCGUGCGGCGCGUUAUCGGCGAUUCACGCAAUACCAUUAGAAUGGCGAAUAUUAACUCGGGAUAGUAUAAUUUACGUGAUAUCAGUCGUCGUGUUGGUGAUCGUAAUGUGGGAUGGCUACAUUGUAUUAUACGAAGCGAUCAUACUUAUGGUAUUGUUCGCUAGUUACUUGAUGAUAUUAUUUUGCGGCAAAUGGUUUGCACGUUGGUAUAAUAAGCUUACGCACUUGUGCACUGGCAACCACAAUACCGUCUUUGCCAAAACUGAAACUCCUAAACACAAGGAAGAAAAUCAAUCAAUGCCUGACGGUCUGUACAGGCCGUAUUUCCAUGGUGAACUCGUGGCGGAAUACAGAAAAAGCCUAAGGAGCAAUGGCUCUCGGAAGCCUAUGCCUUCUGCUAAUGGCGUAGAAGCGCAGAAGCAGGUGGAGCAAGCGGACGAAGAGUACACCGAACCAGAUACACCCUUUGUGUGGCCGAGCGGCAAUACACUAGCGAAAAUCUGGUUCUGCUUCGUUUGGCCGUUAAAACUAAUCUUGUUCGUUACCAUACCGGACAGCAGGUAUAAACGGUGGAGGAACUGGUACCUUUUGACGUUCGUCAUGUGCGUCAUCUGGAUCGCGAUAUCUUCCUAUCUGUCGUCAUGGAUGACGACUGUCAUCGGCGAUACCAUCGGGAUCCCGGAUUCCGUGAUGGGUAUCACGUUCCUAGCCGCCGGUGGCAACAUGCCGGAACUCGUGUCAAUCGUGAUCCUUUCCAGACAAGGUAACGGAGACAUGGCAAUGAGCAAUACAUUAGGUGCGAACACGCUUGAUAUCCUACUGUGCCUCGGUUUACCGUGGUUGAUAAAAAUCAUCAAGGACAAGGAGGAUAUCAAAAUCGUGUCGGGCGCCCUGCGUUAUAGCGUGCUCUCGAUCGUCGUGUGCGUUAUUGCGUUUUACUCGGUGACCGCGUUGUGUAAAUAUCGAUUGAACAAGAAAGUCGGUGUUAUUUGCCUGAUAUUAUACGUGAUAUUCCUAGUAUUUGCUCUGUUAUUCGAGUUGAACGUUUUCUACAGGGUAAACUUACCUAUGUGCUAAUCUCUUGCACUGUUAUUUACAGUGAUUUUUGCUGUUUACUUGAAUGCGUCGAUGCAAGGAGAAGUCAGGAUUAAAUCAAAAUUAUUUUAUCAAUUUGAAGAAUACAUUUAAAAUAUUGACAUAAUAGUUAAAACAAUUCCUACGCUCAUUGGAUCGUAUGUGUUUUCUUUGUACUGUUACACGCGAGCAAGACACUUUUGUCAGAUCGCGAAAUAUUGUCAUCCAGAUAUCCUUUCUUUUAUUGAUCAUAGAUAUUAUGCAUAUUUCUAUCGAUUUUUCAAUUAUUCCGAUGAAGGAUGCUCUUUUUUACUUAAAUAGGUUUUAUAAUAAAAUUGUUUCCUCUAUUUAAAAAAAUGACAUAUUAAAAAGACUGUUAUUUUACCUUCCAUUUCAUGUUUUUUAUAACGGACCCUACGUAAAAAAGGACUUAUAAAUUUGAUUUCAACAUAAAUUUCGAUAUAAAUUGAACUUCGUACAUUAAAUAACUUUGAAUUGAAAGAAUCAUGAACUGAACAAAAUACAUUAACACAUUUUUCGGUUUCCAAUGAAAAUAACAGCAUUCUAGAUUAGCUUUUGUAGCUUUUAUUAUAAAAAUUAUUAUAUAAUUUAUACAUUAUAUUAUAUGUAUGUGUUAUAAUACCGUAAAUCAUGAAGACGCAAACGUGUGUUUUUGAAAUGUCUAUUUUUGGGGAGGGCCAAUCAAUUGCGAUAUAGUACAAUCGUUCGCAUCUUUCUUUUUAAAUUAAAUUUUAUAUUGUUCAAUUAUAUUUGAAAGUAAAUCCAUUUAUUACUAUUACUGCUUUACGGAAAUGUAAUGUUUAUUGAAGUGUAAUCUCGGAGGAAAGUAUCGUGCUGAAAAUUGCAAAUGAAAUGCAAAUUUCGAUAUCGCAAAAAUUGCCCAUCCCAAACUCUGAUGUAUUAUAGUAUAAAUCGGUCUCAACCGUGACCGUUUUAUAUUUACAAACGGACGGCAUGACAUUCCUUUUUUGAUGUCGAUUUUUUCCGUAUUUUAUGAGCACGAAGCAAUGGACAUUACGUCAAAUUAUGCGUACCGCUCUUCUCUUUAGGUACCGCAACGAAGCAACUUAGAGGGAGUCCAGCUCUGUUUUUCAAGUAUUUAUUUUACAUAUGAAUGUUACGUGCUUCAAAUGCGUACAUUAUAUAUUGUAGUUAUUAUUAUUGAAUAUAUUUUCGA
Molecule: messenger RNA, 3894 nt
Organism: Ooceraea biroi (clonal raider ant)
Lineage: Eukaryota; Metazoa; Arthropoda; Insecta; Hymenoptera; Formicidae
Product: sodium/potassium/calcium exchanger 4
Biological process (GO): intracellular calcium ion homeostasis; calcium ion transmembrane transport
Cellular component (GO): plasma membrane
Molecular function (GO): calcium, potassium:sodium antiporter activity; calcium channel activity
Source: RefSeq, a predicted model, not a curated record